Physella acuta is the source of this 908-nucleotide messenger RNA. RefSeq lists its product as uncharacterized. Lineage: Eukaryota; Metazoa; Mollusca; Gastropoda; Physidae. The record is from RefSeq and is a predicted model, not a curated record.
AAUAUGCGCAUGCGUUGUAGCAACUUGUAUAAUCGGAUAAGAUUUGUUCUUGUGUAUGCAGUCUGUUCCACAAGUAUUUUGAUGAUAAAAUGCAGCUGACCCAAAAAGAUACUAUUAAACUUAUAGAGGAAUUUCGUAACAGAAGAUGUUUAUGGGAUCCAACAUGUGCUGAUUUCAAUAACCGUGCUAUGAAAAGGAAUAACUACGCGGAGUUGGCAACAUUAUUCGAUGUCGGCUACAAAGACGUGGAAAGUAAACUCCACAAUUUGAGGUCACAGUUUUACCGGGAACACAAAAAAAGUUGAAACUUCCAAACUUACAGGCAGGGACGACACUUUUGUACCCAGAUGGUACGGUUAUGAUAUGCUAAUGUUCCUCAUAGGCGUUGAAAAACCGGACUCGAACCUAGCAAAAAUUAAGGUUCUUGCAGAAGAGAGCACCGGCAAUGAUGAAGAUAACCCCAGUAAUUUGAAUCACUGUGAUGAAGUGUUGGAGAAUGGAGAAGUGCAUACAGAAGAUACCCAAGUGUAUCGGCGCCCACGUAAGCGAAAGGUAUGGGGGACAUCGACCCCCACAUUCGACACCAUCGUCAAUGUAAAUCGACCGAAUGACCACGCCCCGUCACCACAGUAUGAAAACCAGUUCACAGCUUUUGCCAGACAUGUCGAGGCUGAGCUAAGGGAGAUAAAAAACGGCAGACGUCUUCUGAUUCUUAAAAAGAAAAUUCAGGACCUGAUCUUUGAGACCAAAUUAGAAGAGAUGGACAAUAAUUGUUAACUGCUUACCCUGGGAAUGUUGUUUUCAAUAUCUUUGUUUUUAUAAUAUCUUGAGAGAGACCAUCAAGUGGUCAAUCGUUUUGUUUACUAAAAAAAGAAAUAUGGCAAUAUGUAUAGUUUUAAAAAAUAAUA